AUGGCGUUUUCUAACGUAAAAACCCCUACAGCGCUGGAGCAACUGUUGGAGGAAAUCAAUUUCCAGCGAACCAAGGAAAUGAGGCAGCUGUUGAAAGAUGAUUCAGGUUUUGUGAUGUUACAAGGCACCACCUACUGGACGGACCUUUUUGUGCGCCAUUUUCUAUUUCAAAACGACUCGACCAUCGACUGUGAUGAUUUGUUGUUUUUCGUCAGAAAAAAACACGUUAAAGGAUCACCUAGAUAUUUACCAAAAUUUGAGACUGAAGUAGACGUGUUUCGUAAAGAUAGCAAAAAACUACCGAUAGGCGACCCGGACAUCGACUGGGAAGAAACAGUCUAUCUCAACCUUAUCAUACAUCAAUUCGAGUACACACUGACUUUGGCCAUUUGUACGCGCACAAGUCCCAAAGAACUCCAAGUACUCAAACGUCAUUCACAAAAAGUAUACGCGUCGCCGAGCCGACGUCGCAUGGACACCAAAGGCGACGUCGAAGAAAUCACGUAUCCGCACAUUUGUUUUAUGGUCGACAAUUUUGACGAGGUGUUUCAGGACAUUUUGGUGCGCGACGGCGAAAUGGUGUGCGUCGAGCUGGUCGCCUCGGAUAAACACGGCACGGUGCAGGGAGUGAUUUUUUUGGGCUCGAUCCGGUACGACGCUUUGAAAAAAGUCUACGACGCUAGACAAUCGAGUCUGGGUACAAAAAUGGCACAAAGAAUGACGUUCGGAUUAUUCUCGAACACUCCGGCGCAAAGAUGCGAAUUCGUCCGAAUGAAAGGGCCACAGGGCAAAGGUCACGCAGAAAUGGCAGUAACUAAACCAAAAGGCUCCGGAGUGGAAACGCCAACGUCUGAACCAGGUUACUGCGCAACCGACAUGUGGGAUUCCGAUUGGGAGGACGACCAAGAAGACUUCUACCUCUACAGAUCGCAACGUAGACUCAGCGAUCCGAGCGCCAACAUUAACAAUUUCGUACGCGGCGGCUGGCGAACCAAGUUGGACGUCAAGGCGCGUUCCGAAAGCGAAGGCCUCGACAAUUGGGACAAUGGAUUUAGCGAAAUCGAAGCUGGAGAUUUACGAGACGGCCUGUCUGGUCCUGCUUCUACAACAAGUACCACGAAAGGCUGUUGCGGCUGUUUUCAAAGGAGAAAACGCAAUUCGAUAAUGCUGAACGAAAUCGUGAGCCACCGACCGUCGUGCCGGUCGUCAAGCAAUAACGUCACGCACUUGCUGAACCAAUCGGAUUACGAGGUGGGCAAAGAACGGGCGAUCAACAAAAAAAAGAAGACCAAACCGGCGAGCAAAAAGUACAGCUCGGAGUUCGAGUUCGGCGACGAUGCCAUCGAGAACUUAGAACGGCAAAAACCGUUGAUGAUCGAAAAAAGUACCACUGAGAACCCGUACAUGACAGUACGCGGGAAAGAGGAAAUACCGGAAAUCAAUUACGUUACCGACAACGUCGAAACCGAUGACAUAUCGAUUGUGGAUAACAAUAAGAAAAAGACUGAAAACAAUAACGUGAAAAACGGCAACAGGGCGAAAAAUAACGUUUACGGUUAUUGCACGUUGCCGAAACGCAAGCCACCCGGCAAAAUUUUGAUGGGGCCACCCAAACGGGUCACGCCUGAUGGUACCACUAUUUAUUACUGGUGCGAUUUGAGCCAUAAGAAAUUCGAAUUGGGCGACGGAGCCUACAAUCCCCUAUGGACGAUGCGCGGUUUUACGCAAACUUUUCACUUUUGGAAAGAAAACAAACGGGCACAAUCGGUACCAUUAAAUGCCUUCCUCACCUACGUCACGUUGCCGUGGUGGAGCAUAGCUAAGGAUAUUCUAGAUCACAGAGAAGGUCCAAUACUAACCUUUUAG
Ceutorhynchus assimilis (cabbage seed weevil) is the source of this 1866-nucleotide messenger RNA. The record is from the annotation of a GenBank genome assembly. NCBI's taxonomy places the organism in Eukaryota, Metazoa, Arthropoda, Insecta, Coleoptera, Curculionidae.